Messenger RNA from Drosophila rhopaloa, 3387 nucleotides. RefSeq names its product N-acetylgalactosaminyltransferase 7 (gene Pgant7). NCBI's taxonomy places the organism in Eukaryota, Metazoa, Arthropoda, Insecta, Diptera, Drosophilidae. The transcript is spliced from 3 exons. The record is from RefSeq and is a predicted model, not a curated record. Gene Ontology annotation, cellular component: Golgi apparatus. Bases 451 to 2226 code for a protein of 591 amino acids.
CGCACUGCCUAUCGCUGUAAGUGCCUAUUUUUGGCCUAGCGCCUGCACAGCGGGUUACAAAAACCUCAAAACGCGUUUUUACCAGUUGAACAUUUUUCCCAUUUUUUGUUUACGUUUGCACAGCGAAUAUUGUGCACCUGCACUCGCAAUUUGUUCUGUGUGCCAGCGGCGCUUUUUCGCCGGCAAGUGUUCCAAGAGCCAAGGAGCCGCAAAAUCCGACCAGCUGGUGUACUCCAGUUAUUCCGGUUUACAAGCCAGCACUUGCUCAUUAUCGGCGGGCGCCUUUGAUCUCCACUUCGGCGGCUGAAUCUUCGAACCGAAAGUUCUUUUGUUCUGCUUUCUGGCCACCUUUCCCCGCCCCCCGUCACCGCGCUCCCCACUCUUCGCUUUGGCCACCUAGACACGUCAACAGAUUUGAAACUUGGCACCGGGAAUCGGAAUCUUCGCGAGAUGCGCGUGAGCAACAUCCGCAGCGGCCGGAUCUGCCGGCUGGCACUGUGCCUCCUGGUGCUGCUCCCACUGCUCUAUCUGCUGGCCAACUGGAGCGAUCAUCACAAGCGCGUCCAGGAGGCGUACCACACGCGCUUCGGCGGACCCAAGUUCGCCCAUCAGAGACUGGAGGGACGUCCGCGGGAGGUACCCAAGCUGGUGGAGGGUCUGGGCAACUUCGAGCCCAAAGAUGUGAAGCCACGUAGCGGACCCGGCGAGAAUGGAGAGGGCCACAGCCUGUCGCCCGACAAGAAGCACAUGUCGGACGCGUCCGAGAUGGAGUACGGCAUGAACAUCGCCUGCUCCGACGAGAUCUCCAUGCACCGGUCGGUGCGGGACACGCGGCUGGAGGAGUGCCGCCACUGGGACUACCCCUUCGAUCUGCCACGCACCAGCGUCAUCAUCGUCUUCCACAACGAGGGCUUCUCGGUGCUCAUGCGCACCGUCCAUUCGGUCAUCGACCGCUCGCCCGCGCACAUGCUGCACGAGAUCAUCCUUGUGGACGACUUCUCCGACAAGGAGAACCUGCGCAGCAAGCUGGACGAGUAUGUGCUGCAGUUCAAGGGACUGGUCAAGGUCAUUAGGAAUAAGGAGCGAGAGGGUCUCAUCCGUACGCGAUCCAGGGGAGCCAUGGAGGCAACAGGUGAGGUGAUCGUCUUCCUGGACGCCCACUGUGAGGUGAACACUAACUGGCUGCCGCCGAUGUUGGCCCCCAUCUACCGGGAUCGCACCGUGAUGACAGUGCCCAUCAUCGAUGGCAUUGACCACAAGAACUUUGAGUAUCGCCCGGUUUAUGGGACGGACAACCACUUCCGCGGCAUCUUCGAGUGGGGCAUGCUGUACAAGGAGAACGAGGUGCCGCGCCGCGAGCAACGCCGUCGCCCGCACAACUCGGAGCCCUACCGCAGUCCCACGCACGCCGGCGGCCUGUUUGCCAUCAACAGGGAGUACUUCCUGGAGCUGGGCGCCUACGAUCCGGGCCUGCUGGUCUGGGGCGGCGAAAACUUUGAGCUGAGCUUCAAGAUCUGGCAGUGCGGCGGCAGCAUCGAGUGGGUGCCCUGCUCCCGCGUGGGCCACGUCUAUCGCGGCUUCAUGCCCUACAACUUUGGCAAGUUGGCCAGCAAGAAGAAGGGUCCGUUGAUCACGAUCAACUACAAGCGCGUGAUCGAGACGUGGUUCGACGACACGCACAAGGAGUACUUCUAUACGCGAGAGCCGUUGGCCCGCUAUCUGGACAUGGGCGACAUCAGCGAGCAGCUGGCUCUGAAGAAGCGGCUGAACUGCAAGAGCUUCCAGUGGUUCAUGGACCACAUCGCCUACGACGUGUACGACAAGUUCCCGGGCCUGCCGGCCAAUCUGCACUGGGGCGAACUGCGCUCGGUGGCCUCCGAAGGAUGCCUGGACUCCAUGGGCCAUCAGCCGCCGGCCAUUAUGGGCCUCACGUACUGCCACGGAGGUGGAAACAACCAACUGGUCAGGCUCAAUGCCGCUGGACAAUUGGGCGUGGGCGAGCGCUGCGUGGAGGCCGAUCGGCAGGGCAUCAAGCUGGCCGUCUGUCGCCUGGGGACAGUCGACGGUCCCUGGCAGUACAACGAGCACACGAAGCACCUGAUGCACCGCGUCCACAAGAAGUGCAUGGCCCUACACCCGGCCACCCAGCAAUUGUCAUUGGGCCAUUGCGAUGUCAACGAUAGCUACCAGCAGUGGUGGUUCAAGGAGAUACGCCCGCGCUGGUAAGUCCGGUGUUGAGGAUAAGGAAGGAUUCGGAUGAGUGGGAUGAGCAGCAGGAGGAUCAAUGGAUGGAUCACAAGGGUUUCAACCGGGGCAACGGGGGCGAUUUUUUAGACAAAAGCAAUUUAGUGAAAAUGAGAAAUGGAAUUGUUGUUGGUUUUGUAACGCAUACAAGUAUAUACACCCACACAGAAAAACACACGAAAUCAUACAGAUAUAUACACGUAGGCAUUUAUGUGACGCACUGUACAUAUGCACUGCGGGCACAUGGAAAUCCCCUAGGUAAUUAGUAUCCAAGCCAGGGCUUUGAAUAUAUUAUUAAAGCUAAGGAGCUUCGAUUUUGUAAAACAAUUUCGAAAAGACCUUUGGAUUAUAAAUCUCGAAUCGUGAAUAAUUCUCAUAUAGUACUUUAUUUGUAAACUGAAAAAUAAUUGUUACCAGUUUCUAAAUCUAAAUUUGUGUUCAUUGAGUAUUGCUCGAAAAGGGGUUUUUAUUUUCAUUUUUAAAGAUAGAUUCAAAAUGUAACUUAGUGUAGAACGAAAAUCAUCACAUCUUGUAAGGCGAGUCUCAUAAAAUAGUUACCAAACUGAAUAUUAGGAUCCUAGCCUGGGGGUUUUCCAUGCCGGCCUCGUUGGGUGUCCAUGCGUAUGAGUGAGAGAGUGCGAUGGAGAUAGGACGGAAGCGAAAUAGAGAGAGAUGGCGCGAGAGCGGGAAGUGGUUGGCGAAUCGAGUGCAAUAGAGGGUUUAUGGAACGGGACGACACGGUCGCAGAUUGUUUUGCUUUAUGAUUGCCAACACAAAUUAAUGUACUAACCUUAGUCUGUACUCCUUUAACUUCAACUAACCUUAGCUAAGUUUCGACGCUGCCACAUUCCAAUCUAAGCUAAUCUAUUAUAAUCCAAUCCAAUCCAAUCAAAUCCGAACCGAUCGAGUCUGCAGCGAAGCUCGGCUCUUUAACCUUUAACCUUUGACGUUAUUGUUUUUUUUUUCUGUGCUUCGUAAAGCUCUCUGUACCAGGUAGUCGUAAUCGUAAUUGAUCGUUGCAAGUGCUUCGGAAGAUCGAUUUUUGAAAACAAUAUUUUACAUUCAUGUGUAACUUUAGAGUUAUCGAUAAGUCUGAGUAAUAGCAUAUAAAUAAACAUGUUUUCUAAACACUUUACCUUGUAA